UCCGAUUUUAAGUUGAACGUACAAUAAAAACCGCGGGACGUAGAAUUCGAAUAAUUAAGUUCAAAUCGAAAGUUAUCCUCCGAUCGUUCGAAAAGGAUAAUAUUCCUGGUCCAACGAACGUAUUGAGAGAAUCGAGGGAGCAUUUAAGAAUGUCAGGUGUACACAGGCAAGAAUUAAAUUCGUUGCAGCCUGGCGCGCAAAACGCACUUGUGAUCGGCAUAAUCAUGCACAGUUUUAAUAUGAAAACGUUCGAUAGCACAAGGUCGAGAUUUAAUCAUGGUGAACGUGGCGUGUGGACGUUCACGUUACGGGACUCCGAGGAGGAUACCAUAAACGUCACUGUAUGGGGCAGCGUGCAAUUCGUGAAAAAAUUAUCUUCCAAUUUCCAUAUAGGCAGCGUAGUGGAGGUGAUCAAUCCGAAAGUGUUGGAACGCCGUCCGGAAGAUAGAAACGAGCUUUUUGUACCGUCCGUCUCCAGUCAGUGCAAUCUGACGGUAAACGAGGGCAAGGCGUUAGUGCAGGCUCAUGACGCACCAACACGCUCAAAGUACGAGCCCCUUCUGAUGCUCCCGAUUAGGAGCUUAGCCACGACGCGAUGUCUGAAAAGCAUUUUUGAAAACCUGGAGACGCUGCGCGAUCAAUACGUAGACGUUUUGGUCGUCGUCACGUUCAUCGGCGAUAUUCGUAACGUAAUUACACGGGACGGAAGAAGCAUUCGAUUCCGUAAUUUCGAGGCAGCAGAUGGAUCCACGGAUGAGGUGGCAUCUUUGGUGCUCUGGGAGAACGAAUGGAUCAACAGGGCUGCGUACUGGGGGCCUAGACGGACGGUACUUCUCUUCACGGACGCCCGAAUCGCAUAUGAUAAUUUUAAGAAGACGAUCGUGUUGUCGAUAGCUAGAAAAACUCUGAUCAUCGAGAACCCCGACGUGCCAGAAGCGACGACCGUCAGAGAUUCGGUGCGAUACUACGACCCGGACGUAAUGUCCGGAAACACGUUCGCGACGCCAAACCCGGACAGUAUCUCCACCGUAAUGACGAUACAAGACAUUUCGAAUAAGUUGAACAAACAGUCGAAGGAAGGGAAAAGAAUUCAAUUCGCUGCAAUUCUGAAGGCGUACAUAAUGGACAUGAACGUCGACAGCUUGAAUCCUGGAAUCAUAUCUAGGAGAUGCGCUUUAUGCAAAAGAACGGUCCUCGACGAGAACGAUUCAUGCAUGAACCUUGAGUGUCCGUCAGGCAACGGUUCGCGUGUCCCCAUGAACGUAAUGAGCCUUAAUUUGAAGGUAAAUCUGAAAGACGACACUGGGUACCUUAUUGGUUGCAAAUUAUCAGGAGACGUGGCUGAACGCGUCCUUGGUUGCACGGCCGCUGAGUUCCAGGCGAUGAUAAUACCUCAACGCGAGGACUUAAAGUGGAAGUACGCGUUGGAGAAAUGCGAGAUCCGCUUGCACAUCCUCGGGCCAACGUCCGCUUUUCCAAACGCCGUUUAUAACAUCCUGUCGAUCAUCAGUAACGAAGACGAAGACGAAAACGGAAAUACACAGCCGCUCGACGAGUUCAUCGAUAUGAACGUUUAAAUACUUUAUUGAUC
This is a messenger RNA of Nomia melanderi (Alkali bee), 1591 nucleotides long. RefSeq names its product meiosis specific with OB domains hold'em (gene hdm). Gene Ontology annotation, molecular function: single-stranded DNA binding; single-stranded DNA 3'-5' DNA exonuclease activity. The record is from RefSeq and is a predicted model, not a curated record. NCBI's taxonomy places the organism in Eukaryota, Metazoa, Arthropoda, Insecta, Hymenoptera, Halictidae. Gene Ontology annotation, biological process: resolution of meiotic recombination intermediates.